Molecule: messenger RNA, 1203 nt
Organism: Aspergillus ruber CBS 135680
Lineage: Eukaryota; Fungi; Ascomycota; Eurotiomycetes; Eurotiales; Aspergillaceae
Product: putative serine/threonine-protein phosphatase
Exons: 3
Coding region: 1-1203 (400 amino acids)
Biological process (GO): polyphosphate catabolic process
Cellular component (GO): cytoplasm
Molecular function (GO): endopolyphosphatase activity; phosphatase activity
Source: RefSeq, a predicted model, not a curated record
AUGGACCAGCAACCGAGCGGGCAUUCGUCUCCGCUGCACGAUGCGACCAUCGAACAGACGAAAAAUAUGCUUGAAAAUAUCUCUUUAAUGUCAAAGAUUCAGGACCAUACUGGCCAUGACGAUGGUGCCAAAAAGCCGCUUCGAAUUGAAUCAUUGAAUCCCGCGUUGUUGCCCGAUAAUGACGCUGCGACAACGACCUCAACAUCCCAGAAGAGGCUAAUUAUCAUCGGCGAUGUGCAUGGCUGCAAAGCUUCGUUGGAUGCAUUGUUGGAGAAGUUAUCCUUUGCACCCGAUCAUGAUCAUCUUAUCUUCACCGGGGAUCUUAUCAAUAAAGGUCCUGAUAGCCUUGGGGUUGUCGAUCUGGCACGGAAUUACUCGGCCUCCUCAGUGCGUGGGAAUCAUGAGGAUAGGAUUCUACGAUUACGCCAGGAGAUGGUCGCACAGAGCGAGGAGUCGUCAAGUACUGAGGAUGAAAGUGAGUCGGAAGAAAAGGAAGAACAAGAGAAAGGAAAGAUAUCAGAGAAAAAGGAGGAGAAAGAGAAGAAGGAGGAAAAGAAAGAGAAGAAGGAGGAAAAGAAAGAGAGGAAGGAGAAGAAGAGAGAUAAAAAGGAUAAAAAAGAAAAGAAGAAGGAAAAAAAGGAGAAGAAAGAAAAGAAAAAAGAUACGAAGGACAAAAAGAAAAAGGAUAAGAAAGACAAGAAAGGAAAAGACAAGGGAGGAGGCAAAGAAGCACGUGAACGCGGCCUGGCACUCCAACUCAGCGACGACCAGGCGCAAUGGCUCGAGUCCUGUCCGAUGAUCCUCAAACUGGGAUGGAUUCGCGGCAUGGGCGAGGUAGUCGUGGUGCACGCAGGCUUACUCCCGGACAUUGAGUUGGAGAAGCAAGAUCCGUGGAAUGUUAUGAAUAUGCGGUCUAUUGAAUUUGAAAAGAAAAAGGUGCUCGAUUCGCAUCAGGGGACCAUGUGGACCAAGUUAUUCAACAAGCACUACUCAACUGUAAUGAGCAACAAGGUUGACCCAACAGUGUCCACAAUGACGGUCAUCUAUGGCCACGACUCAAAAACGGGCCUUGCCAUAAGCGAUUAUACUAAAGGCCUAGACUCGGGUUGUGUCAAAGGGGGAAAGCUCACGGCUCUGGUGAUCGAAACUGGUGGAAAACAGAGUCUUGUACAGGAGAAAUGCCGUGAUGAUGUUAAGGAGUAG